AUGCAGCUUAAUGGAGAAUAUGUAAUUGAAACAUUUGACAUCACUUCGUUGUACACAAAUGUCUCCACUGAAGAUGCUGUGAAAGCCGUGUAUGAGUUAGUCUCAGAACAUCGAUCCGCUUUCAACCUGAACGGGUUCAUCGUUGGACAAAUCAUGACUUUCUUGAAAGAAUGCCUGAACUGCGGCAUAUUCCGCUGGUCGGGGAGGUAUUACAAGCAAGUAUGUGGCGCAGCGAUGGGACGAAUAUUGGCUCCCGUCAUCGCAAUUGUCUUUAUAUCAAAGAUCGAAAGACCCAUUGCUUGUAAGACGUACUCUUAA
Molecule: messenger RNA, 318 nt
Organism: Cylicostephanus goldi
Lineage: Eukaryota; Metazoa; Nematoda; Chromadorea; Rhabditida; Strongylidae
Source: the annotation of a GenBank genome assembly